AUGGAGGACAAUGGCGUGUUCUGGGAGAGAAUCAUGGUGGUGUCUAGGGCGCCGUGGGACUCUCAAGCCUCGCCCAUCUUCGCGUGGCGGCCCGCCCGCCCAGGCCUCUCCGCUCGGCGCGACUCGGCUCUAUUCGGCCAGACUCGGUCACGUUCGGUUGGAUACGAUAGACGCGCAGAGGCCCCUCCCCGGCCCAGCGGCCCCUUCCCGCCUUCCCGGGCUUUCCUGAUGGAGGCCGGGAGACAUGAGCAGAAUCUCACCGCAGCCUUCACCCAGGCCCCUGCCCUCCCCGCCACCCCCCAGCUGUGCUGCCGAAAAUUGGAGGUGGGCAUGGAAGAGGCUCCCCAAAAGGAAACAGGGAUGUCCUCAGAUGGUGCCAGUCCUCUAGGGGAGGUUCUGGCGCUUCGCUUCGAGGCCGGGCUGGAAGAAGUGAAGUCUGGGGGAGGCGACAAAGGGGACCGUGGCAUAUUCGGCACACCAGGAAAGCUGGGCAAGGAGGGUCCCCGGGGAAACCGCGGCCCACAGGGCACCAAGGGUGCCAAGGGGCAGGCGGGCAGCCCUGGCAGCCCAUGCCAGACACGCUCCUCCGCCUUUUCAGUGGGCCGCAAGACCGCCCUGCACAGCAGUGAGGGCUUCCAGCCGCUGCUCUUCGACACGGUCUUUGUGAACCCGGACGGGCACUUCAACCUGGCCACUGGCCACUUUGUUGCCCCCCUGGGCGGCCUGUACUUCUUUAGCCUCAACGUGCACAGCUGGAACUUCAAGGAGACCUACGUGCACGUGGUGCACAACGAGGUGGCGGCCGUCAUCCUGUACGCACAGCCCAGCGACCGCAGCAUCAUGCAGAGCCAGAGUGUGAUGCUGGCCCUGGUGCCCGGCGACCGCGUGUGGGUGCGGCUCUUCAAGCGUGAGCGUGAGAAUGCCGUCUACAGUGACGACGUCGACACCUACAUCACCUUCAGCGGCCACCUCAUCAAGCCCGAGGACGACUGA
Orycteropus afer afer is the source of this 993-nucleotide messenger RNA. RefSeq names its product C1q and TNF related 6 (gene C1QTNF6). Lineage: Eukaryota; Metazoa; Chordata; Mammalia; Tubulidentata; Orycteropodidae. The record is from RefSeq and is a predicted model, not a curated record. The transcript is spliced from 5 exons. The coding region runs from base 1 to 993 and encodes 330 amino acids. Gene Ontology annotation, molecular function: protein binding.